AUGACUGAUGAGGAGUUGCUGAUGUUACUUGGUGGUCAAGAUGAUGUAGAAGAAUUAUUUGCUGCUCGGCAAAUUGCACCGAAAAUUGAAAAGAAAGAGGAGAUAAGUGUAUUGGAUGCUAAGCAUGCUUAUGAUAUAAAUAGUCCAGAGGAUGUCCUUGACAAUUUGGCAAGACUGAUCGAUUUUUCGUCGAGGUUUUUUAUGCAUUUGCAUAUAACUUUCGAUGAAAAGUUUAAUGAUCUUGAGCAGAGUGUCGUUGCAGUAUUAAACGCGUCAAUAGACGCUAAACAUUUCCGUGAAUUACUGGAUUUGGUUGAUACAAAAGCUUCUACUAGUUCCUUGAUGAUAUUAUUAUAUUUUCUUGCGAAUACAGUGGAAAACAAAGUUCCACAUGUUAUCGAGUUCACUGAAGAAUUAAAACGUUGUGGAUCUGCUUGUCGAGUUAACGGCAGAGUAUCGACAAAUGGGUACAAAUUAAAUGAUCUCGCCUCAGAGUUCGAAAAACAUUUUGGCGAUGAUGUGCAAUUAGAGGAGGGAGAUCGAUUCCCAGAUGUUAUGCGAUCAUUUGUACAAAAAUCUUUGGAGAAAUUCGAAGGACUCAAAGUGAAAUAUACUUCAAUGGAAGUAGCGUAUAAAGAUGUGGAGGUAUGA
This is a messenger RNA of Ambispora gerdemannii, 651 nucleotides long. The record is from the annotation of a GenBank genome assembly. Lineage: Eukaryota; Fungi; Glomeromycota; Glomeromycetes; Archaeosporales; Ambisporaceae.